AUGGUUUCAUUUUCUGUUGUUAUUGUGGACGAAGUAGUAGUUAUAGUUGUGAUCUCAGGAGAGGGUGUUGUUGUAAUUUCUGUUUCUGCUGUCGUUUAGGCAGGAGUGAUUUAUGUGGUUUCUGUUUCAGAUGUAGUAGAUGAUGUAGUUGUUUCUGCAAUAGUUUCAUGCUCAGAUGUGGCUGAUGUUGUGGUUAUUGUCAUCUCAGGUUCAGGAGUGGUUGACAUUGUCGUUGAGGUUGCUGUGGUGUCAGGUUCUGGUGUGGUUGAUGCUGUAGUUGUUGUGCUAUCAUGUUCUGGUGUGGUUGACGUAGUAGUUGUCGUGAUGUCUGGCAAUGGUGUGGUUUUUGAAUUAGUUGUUGUGGUUUCAGGCUCUAAUGUAGUUGUAGAAGUAGUAGUUGUUAUGGUUAAAGUAGUAGUUGCUGUGGUUGAAGUAGUUUCAGUUUCUGGGGAAGUUGAUGUUGUAGUAGUUGUUGUUGUAUCAGGUUCUGGUGUGGUUGACAUCGUUGUUAUCGUGAUUUCUGGCAAUGGUGUGGUUUUUGAAGUAGUUUUUGUGGUUAAAGUAGUUGUAGUUGUCGAUGUAGUCGUAGUUGUAGUUGUAGUUGUGAAUGCAAUAACAUUUAUUCAAAUACUCACUUCAUCAUUGAAUUACUAAGCUAUAGCGAUAUCAGAAUAGUCAAAAAUACCACUUAAAGUAGCCUUAAAAUUCACUUCAUAUUGCCCAGCAUUAUUAUUAUCACUUGAAUCUACAGUAAUCUUCAUUGUUGAAGGAUUAAAUGAAAUAUAAGAGGGGAGUGAAAUAGAGCCAGACUAACUUUUCAAAUAAGCUUGA
Messenger RNA from Stylonychia lemnae, 831 nucleotides. The record is from the annotation of a GenBank genome assembly. Lineage: Eukaryota; Ciliophora; Spirotrichea; Sporadotrichida; Oxytrichidae.